CAGUUGGUAGAGCAUGAGACUCUUGAUCUCAGGGUCUGGAGUCUGAGCACCAUAUUAGGCACUGUGCUUUUCAUCUGAGGAGUGACGGGUGUGAGACUAUAAUCUUCAUGGAAGCAAUUCUUUCCUCCAGUUCUUUGGAGACACUGUCUUGGGAAUUUUUAUUUCUUUGUUUAAGAACAUUUUGACUGGUAUAUCCUCGAGGAGCUUCACGGGAGUGUGUGAAAACGACCCCCUGCUGCUGGAUGAUUGACUGAGCUGUGGAGGAACGUCGGGUGCACAUUUAAUCCCAGAAUCCCUAGCCUCGCUGCAUCACGCCCUUGGACGUUAAGCCCCAGUGUCCCAGGUGGAGUGUGAUCCGGUGGGAUGGCGGAGGGCAAUGUGGCUACCUGCCCCCAGGUGUUUGUGGUGGACACUCGCUCAAACUACGUCUCCAUGCCCAAGGAAACGUUGCGGGCGAGAUUAGGCCAAAAGCUUCUUCUCCUGCUGGUGGGACUGACCACGUUGGGACUUGUCGUACAGGGUUAUUUUAUCUACACUCUGUACAAGAAAACCGAGGCCUUUUCCCUUGGGGGGUCUCAUCCUUUUUACCUUAACCAGUCCGAUCCAAGAACAUCUGCCCUGCAGGGUGGCACCAUGAGUCAGGUGGGAUCUAAAGGGCGACAAAACCCGGAACAGAUCCAGCACAGGCCCUUUGCUCAUCUGAUGGGCUCCAAUAGUCCUGUUGGGGUGAACAAUGUGGUGCAGUGGAUCGAUAAAAGUGGCGACGCCAUCACCCACAAUAUGAGCUACGACAAAGGUCAACUGUUGGUGGAGAAGGAAGGUUUCUACUACCUUUACUCCAAAGUGCAGUUGAAUGCUGCAGUGGAGUGUUCACUUAUCCUGCACAAGGUCAUGAAAAACACCACGGCCUACGGCCAACCAAUAGAACUCAUGAGAUCAAAAAGUUUCCGCUGCCGCACACCAAAACCACCAAGUGCAAAGGCUUCAGCUGGGGAAGAUCUGUGGAACAGUUUCCUGGCCGGGAUUUUCCACCUGCAGAGUGGAGAUAAAAUUUUUGUCACACUGGAGAAUAUACAGAAGAUACGUCCGGGACCUGCAGACAACUUCAUGGGGGCCUUCAUGAUAAUGCCUUAGAAACAUAUGAAAGUACGACUCUCCUGCCUUGUGAUAAGAUUCGAUAUGCUGUCAUGAAUUUUAUACACCUAAUAUAUAGAAUACAUAUGAAUGUAUUGGAAUCACCUAUGAAAGAGCAACACACAGUUGUGAUAUCAUAAAAAGUAUCUGAUAUUCAGAUUAUCCUACUUGAUCAUUUGUUAUAUGUUUUUCAUGUGAAUAAAUUGCUGUUUCUUAUCAAA
Molecule: messenger RNA, 1355 nt
Organism: Scophthalmus maximus (turbot)
Lineage: Eukaryota; Metazoa; Chordata; Actinopteri; Pleuronectiformes; Scophthalmidae
Product: tumor necrosis factor ligand superfamily member 14
Exons: 8
Coding region: 364-1134 (256 amino acids)
Biological process (GO): immune response
Cellular component (GO): membrane
Molecular function (GO): tumor necrosis factor receptor binding
Source: RefSeq, a predicted model, not a curated record